This is a messenger RNA of Fusarium odoratissimum NRRL 54006, 1182 nucleotides long. RefSeq lists its product as uncharacterized. Bases 1 to 1182 code for a protein of 393 amino acids. NCBI's taxonomy places the organism in Eukaryota, Fungi, Ascomycota, Sordariomycetes, Hypocreales, Nectriaceae. The record is from RefSeq and is a predicted model, not a curated record. The transcript is spliced from 2 exons.
AUGACACCGCUCGAUGCACAGAGUACUGACGUCUGUCAAUGUACCAAGGUAAAGGGAGCUGGAGGGAUCGAAUGCGAGCUUGGUACAACGGUGAUCUGUCCAGCAUGCCAUUUGGAGGAGGCAAACACCCGGGAGCCCAACGACGCCGCGCAAACAGCCGUAGAGCAAACAGCCCUUCCAGACGAAAGAAGGGUCUAUAUUGCUUUCGAAAGCUCGCGUCUUUUGAAGGAAACUGGCGGACAGCAUCUGAGUGAUAAAUCUAUCAGAUCAGUCAUAAAAAGGCGGCAGAAAGGACAGACGACGGCCCGGCACCUCCUGAACGAAUAUGGCAUCUCAGCUCUGGUAACCUCACUCCGAGCUUUGGUAGAUGCUGAGAUAUUCACAUCCACCGAUGCCGCGAGUCGUCGAUUUCCCGAUCUCUUUCCAGAAGAGCAGGAGACAGCAACUGGAGAUCUGUCUACAAAAGAGAUCGAACCGCAUGAUGGUGAAUGUAACCAAUCAAACGAUGCGUCUGGUGGCUUUGGAGCAGGCGUAUUGCCAAACAGUCGACCUGGCCAGACUCUCCGGGAUUGUCGCCUUCCCACCAGGCCACGACAUAGACUCAUGUUGCAGCUACAAUUAAUACUAGAGCACGCAUGUUUCUCAUUCGCACAACGAGAAAUGCAACAGGCGCUGGACAAAUGGGACUAUCGCUGCGCCGAGGCGGUCUCGCUACAAACCUGGAUAGACUUGUUUCGGAAUAACAAAACAUUCGAGACCGAAGGUAAUGCUGGGUCACUCCCGAACCUGCUCAGCUCAGUAGGCAAGAUUCAAAAUGUCAUCAUUCAUCGACUCGACCUUAACUUCUUCCAAGUUAACCAGUUUUUACUGAAUGCUGAAGAGUUCAUCCGGCUUCUCGAUACUCCAUUGUAUCUAGAUGCUAUUAAGCUGCUUAGGCAGCGUAUUGAAGAAGUACUUCUUAUGGCGAAUCGAGAUGCUGCUUCAAUCCAUAACGAAGCUGAUGGGAAGGUUGCAGAAAUUGAAGCUCAGAGAGAAAGGUUAAACCGGGAGGAGGAGGGCGUUAAACGUCAUCGGGACGAGAACCUGGACAACAUCCGAGAUUCCAUCGAGCGUGACAUAUUUGCAGCCAUGGGACAAGCUAAAGAUGCCUUACCAGGUAUUGGACUGGCGGAUAACCGUUAA